This is a messenger RNA of Fusarium verticillioides 7600, 1767 nucleotides long. RefSeq lists its product as hypothetical. The transcript is spliced from 3 exons. The coding region runs from base 559 to 1122 and encodes 187 amino acids. The record is from RefSeq and is a predicted model, not a curated record. NCBI's taxonomy places the organism in Eukaryota, Fungi, Ascomycota, Sordariomycetes, Hypocreales, Nectriaceae.
ACCUAGACCCAUCAGAUCCUCUCCUGAUAAUUAAACAAGUUAGUCGAUAUGUACCGUACCUAUUCCCCUGGCCCGAACGAGCAGUUGUGAUAAACGUGGGCGAUGACCAUGUUAGUGGUUAACUUAUUAUUAUGCACACAAUUCAAGACUCAAUUCUCAGGGCCAGCUUCUGCCCAUCCACUCAGUUUAGUUCAGUUCAGCUCAGCUCGACACCAACCUACUAGCAAGAGUGCUCUCCUCUACGUGUGGCCGUGCGGGAUGGCCCAGGAUAUUAUCCAAAGUCGCUACACCCAGUACCACACUGGAACGGGGACCUGCAGGACUUACUGUAACCCGUCAACAACAGCAAUAAAACAUGCUUAGAACGUUCAAGAUCUCAUCUCUGUAGUAAAGUUUACCAGAAAAGAGCUCCCUCUCGCCUCAGAAAUAGGCGCUAUGUUAUCAUAAAGUCAAUAUCGGGCCCGAACCAACGGGACAGGCCUCGGAGCCCCGGAUCCAUCAGGUUGGCUGGCACCUUUUGCCCCUCCAAAAGGCUGACUACCUUAGCACUAGGACGAGAUGCUGCGACAAAAAAAAAGGUCGGGCAUUUUCCUACGUGCCGGGACUGAGCGGAGAAGAGGGCCGUACAAUGGCUCCCGGGUCCACGGUACCUCUACAGAGACAAUGAAACCUUACAAGCCUGGUGUUUGCAAAUGUCUUGGACAUUGUCCAUCUCGAGACUUCGAUCUCAAUAUCCAUCUACAUAUUACGUGGUCUCGUCUCACCACUCACACGGCUCUGACGCCGCCCGCACCGGAACUCAUUGUCUCUGCUUUACAGCUUGGCUGGCCCAUGUCGUCACUGCAGCUUGUCAGCUCAAGUUAUCCAGCCACUUUUUGGUAUAAGGCGAGCUACGUUCUCAAUUGUCUACGCGUUGCUGCAGAAUACCAGGUCCUCGGUACCUCAUGUGCCUGCUUGCUUGAGCGACAAAAGUACGGUCCAGGCAUCUCAUUGCUUGCUGGUCAAACUCAGUUCCCUUCUCGCAGCUCAACUUUAGUCAACGGGAUAUGCAGCGGAGGGCACAACAAAUACUCAUCAAUGCUCGUCUCUCCCUUGUCACAUAUCUCUUUAGCAUAUUCUUGAGUAUUGGCGAUCUAACUCUAGACUCUCUUAUGGUUCCAACUACUCAGUCAAUACAUACUGCCCGUGCUUCAGGAACAAAGCAUAGCCGAACGCCUUGACAUCACCAUCUCCAUCUUCAUGUCUGUCUGGUUUAAAAGACCAGGUGGCUCUUCGAGCUCGGUCCAAAGUCUAGUCAUCGUUCCCGGCGCUUCAGGUAAUAGCCUACCCUCUCCUCGGGACAUGCCCAUGCGUCGAUGUUUGCUCAACCUCCUACUCUGCCAGUGGGUGCUAAUUACAGCAACAUGUGCCUGACGCCUCAUACGCGUUGCCUUGUGUUGGGGGCUGAUGUAAGGAGGAUCGGCAACGAGGGCUACGUCCUUUGCGCUUGUGGUGUUGGGAAGUGGUUAUAAAUAGACAAUAUCAUGAUCGUCACAUCUUAGCAAGACCAGAGAUCUAGCUGGGGCUCAAUGAUACAUGGCACGCAUUGAAGUGGGACGAGAGCCCCGACAACACGGUCUAUAUUUGUGCUCUGAUGCUGGUUACUCGAAGUGAGCUCGGGGUAUCCCUUUGACUAAUGGUAGUUUCAAUGCCCCAAGUGAUGUGGUGUAGUCAGUCCGUCAUUUCUUCAUAGCUGCAGAAUGAGGCUUUCUUCUGGGUACCACCAAA